Messenger RNA from Gloeophyllum trabeum ATCC 11539, 1962 nucleotides. RefSeq lists its product as uncharacterized. The transcript has 2 exons. The record is from RefSeq and is a predicted model, not a curated record. NCBI's taxonomy places the organism in Eukaryota, Fungi, Basidiomycota, Agaricomycetes, Gloeophyllales, Gloeophyllaceae. The coding region runs from base 1 to 1962 and encodes 653 amino acids.
AUGCCGGCUACUGGAACUAGGAAGACGAGAUCUGUCUCUCGUCGUACCGUGCCAGGUGAGUUGCACGAUUCACCUGAUGUCUCCGCCGCUAUUGCGAGCGUCGAGGAAAUAGUCUCCGCCCCUGCACCUGGAGAUGCAGAUGUGAGCGUUGAGCAGACAUCCGCGCCUAUGAAUGGCCGCGUCGAUGGAGAGCAGACUACUAACUCAAGUGCUCGAGAGAAUAACCAGCAGAAUGAGGCGCGCGCUGCUGUACAGCAUCGGGUCUCCUCUUCGGGCGACAUCGGACCCAAUGGGAGUGCUGUCGUUACUCCACCAGCUACUCCGCCCAAGUCCGGGACACCGUCGUUCACACUUCGACAUGUCGAUUGGGCAGAGAGCAGUGAGGAUGAUGACAACGUCGGCGGAGGGGUUCCUGCAGAAUGGAUUAAGGAUGCUGAAGUACAUCCGAAUCUUUUGUUUGAUAUAUUGAAGGGUAUUGAGGACCCCAAGCAACGGUAUGAAUUACUUGAUUACCAUCUGUUGCAAUCUAAGAGAACCGGGACCAUCGCUGGUAACAACGGACAGCCGAUAUCAGUUCGUGCGGAGGGCGACAAAGCCUCUCCCCUUCUCACUGACGGUGAUGAUCCUACAACUACCCGGGCACCUUCUAAUGCCAAUGUUCUCAGAGCUAUGCCUCUCGCCGACAUCGUACCCCAGCUGCAUGUUGACAAGGGGAAGCGAAAGGCUGAUGAUCACCGUGUGGCGGUGAAUCCGACUUCCAUUGCCCGCGAAGCGAAAGCAGUUCCAACCAUCAAGUCUGAAGCUAAGAUAGGAAGAGCUGGGUCUCAGAUCCCUAAUGUGGGCUUCGUCCACAGGAUCAUUGAAGGAGGCCCUCCGGGAUCGGACCCAUCCGACUCCUCUAGUGAAUCAGAUGGCUCCUCGAGGAGUGAUUCGCUCAGUGACACCUCCUCGGCCGCAUCCGAUGCGACGUUCAGGACUCGAGAACGCAAACGGUUGAAGCAUAAGCUUUUCCGUCAACGUCGACGCGCUAAACGUGGUAACCGCAAUCGUCUUCCGAGAGGCGUUCGCAUCGAGGAGCCUAGUAAGUGGGAUGGUACCCCCAACUACGAUAGGUUUGAACAUUGGAUCUACGAAGUCGAAAACUAUUUUACUAGUACAGGGAUUAAACGUCGUUUGCAAGUGAGAAUGAUUGGUCGGUGGUUGCGUGGCAAAGCAGCAGACUAUUUCAUGAAUUCUAUAGCCGACAAUCCAGACAAAUAUACUAAGGAAGCCGUCUACCAUGGCUUGUUCUCAUACUGUUUUCCGACGAGAUUCAAAGCUGAGCUCCGAAAACGCUAUGAUAAAUGCUUCCAAGGCCAACGGCCUUUCCGCGAGUUCAUUCGUGAGCUUCAGAAACUAUCCAAACGCCUUCCGGAUAUAUCUGAUGCUCAUCUUGUGCUCAAGGUCUGGGAGAAUGCGCGACGUGAUAUUCGAGUGGAAUGGGCUAAACUAGGCUAUGAUCCGGAGACAGCGACACUUGCGGAGUUAGAAGACGCUGCUAUUAACAUUGAGACGGCGUCUGAGCUCGCGGCUGAUGCUCGCGGCGAUUUCACGAGACGGCGACAGAAGUUCAAUGCGGGCUCGUCUAUUUUCACUAGUCAUGAAAAAUCAUCGGGAGACAAAUAUCGGACUCAAGGCCCUAUUACUGCUGCUGCGAGCAAAGAGAGCGGACAAAAACUAUCCGCUAACCAUCACACCGCUCGUCAAACUGGCCCAUCUACGCGCCGAUCACUAACGCAAGCAGAAAUGGACGAGCUGAGGAGCGCUGGCAUACGGCUCGGGCGCCUCGAGUUAGAUCGGCCCAUGCCAGAAUUCGUUCCUCGGCUGUUAACAUAUCUCGUGCUGAAGACCUCGCAAAGGAGCGUGAAGCAGUUCUUAAAUGUUCUGGAUGUAGCUUUGGUUCCAACAAUGAAUCCGAACUAG